GCUCGACUCCCCCUUGCCACCAAGGUCUCCGCUCACAACGGCCAGGUUCUCCUUUCGACCGGGUGCCCGUCGCUCGACGACGUCUUGGGCGGCGGUUUGCCCAUCGGAUCUGUUAUCCUCAUCAAAGAAGAUCGAUACACCGGCUAUUCCGACAUUCUCCUCAAGUAUUUUCUCGCCCAAGGCAUCGUCGCUCGCCAUCCGAUCUUCCUUGCUACCGCCGACGAAAACGGCACCGAAACCUUCCGGAAGGGUCUCAUGGGUGUCUCUGAGGGCAAGGGUGGAGAAGAUGAUGCCGUCCUCACCUCCAGAGAUGGCGAGAUCAAAAAUGCCCCUUCCCUCCAGGCUUCCGACGGAGACUCCAAGCUCAAGAUUGCCUGGCGAUAUCAAGGACAGGCCCCUCCAUCAGCAGGCACACCCCGCAGUCCUGCAUCGAGCCCUUCUGCAGCGCCUCAGCCCUCUCCCUCUGGCAGGCUUCCGGAUCCACCCUACUGCGCAACAUUCGAUCUGACCAGGAAAAUGUCACCCCAGCUGCUCGGAGAUAUGCACAACCAAAUGACUAUGCUUGAUGUUGGUCUCUGGGCCAAUGACGAUGUCACGUCCAAAUACGACAGACUGCUGAACAACAUCCAGGACCUUAUCGAAUCUGGAGGAUUCCGGCCAACCGCCCCACCUCCGCCAUCCGGGAUUCGAGAUGCCCUCCGAAUCGGGGUUCAUUCAAUCGGCUCCCCAAUGUGGGGAAUGGAGGAUUGUACGAUGACAUCACAGGCUAUGUUUCGGUUUUUCCAUCGUCUUCGGGGACUCGUACGAUUCUCCUUCUCGACCGCUUUCGUCACCAUCCCCGCACAUCUCUACAAUGACUAUCAUGGCGUCACCUCCAACCCAGUCAUCCGCCGGAUCGAACACAUGUGUGAUGCCGUCAUCGAAAUCGAGUCCUUUGCUGGUUCACCCAAAACUAUAAACACGGCCUACACAUCGGACUAUCAUGGCUUUAUCCAUGCCAUCCGCCUCCCCCGACUCAACUCGCUAUCACACUCGACCCGCUUCCCAGAAUCACAAGUGCGCUCCCUGGCAUUCAAGGUGCGCCGAAAACGGUUUUUAAUUGAACCAUUCCACCUCCCACCUGAAGCUGGGGACUCUGCUGAACGGGAAUCCAAGUCGAAAGGCACGGAUCUCCCAAAGAAUCAGACUUCAUCAGUCGCCAGAAGCGUCUCCAGAAACAUCGUCCCUUCGACAGGAUGUGCGGCCGGUCUUGACAUGAAGGCAAAGCAACUUGACUUUUAACGGUUGUCGACUAUCAAGUCAUCUGUGGCCGGCGCGACUGACUUGGCGGAUCACUGAGUUGCUUGGCAUCGAUACAGCCGCAUCAAUUGUGACAAUGACGUUGCUAUUUGCAAGCAGUGCAACGCCAACUCCAGGAGAGCUAAUACAUCGAACCGUUUAAAUCAAAGCAGAUGGCUCUAUCUCGCCGGGAAACUCUCCCAUGUCCAGGCUCCGUUGAGUCCACGGCCCAGGACACAAAGCCCAUCCAACCUCGCUGAUCGGGAAUUACAUCCGAUUCAAUGAAAUAGGACACACCGGAUUUUGAUGAAUGUUCUCCCUCAACACAUCGCACGCUCGCCAUGACCGUUCAGUGAUGUGUUUCUGGAUCUGAAUCAAGGACGCUUUCUCGCUCAGAUGGCUCCCCGCAAGCGAAAGGCACCAGCCAGGCAACGUCGAUUCAAGCGACUCGAUCUCCAG
This is a messenger RNA of Polychytrium aggregatum, 1737 nucleotides long. RefSeq names its product Elongator complex protein 4. Gene Ontology annotation, cellular component: transcription elongation factor complex; cytoplasm; elongator holoenzyme complex. The annotation marks the transcript as partial. The transcript has 5 exons. NCBI's taxonomy places the organism in Eukaryota, Fungi, Chytridiomycota, Chytridiomycetes, Polychytriales. Gene Ontology annotation, biological process: tRNA wobble uridine modification. The record is from RefSeq and is a predicted model, not a curated record.